Molecule: messenger RNA, 468 nt
Organism: Gaeumannomyces tritici R3-111a-1
Lineage: Eukaryota; Fungi; Ascomycota; Sordariomycetes; Magnaporthales; Magnaporthaceae
Exons: 1
Source: RefSeq, a predicted model, not a curated record
AAAUUAUUUGGAAAGUUUAACGCAAGCUUUGUUGCCAACCACGUUUUUGCAAUAAAUAUAUUUGGAAAACCCCGUACAAUUAUUAAAGUAUAUCGGUAUACAAAGGUUAACGGUAUAGUUUUAAUAUGCUUAACAACCAAAAUAACGGCCAUAAAAUACCGUACGCUCCGUAUAAUUAUUUUUAAAAAAGGGCAAAUAAAUAGGGUUUUAAUUAUUACUUUAUUAAAAAUCGAUAAUUUCCCGCAACGGGAGCGCGUUGCGAAUACCCAUAUAAAGCGAAAAAAAGGUAAUAUUUAUUUCGGGGGCAGGUUUAUUGGAAUCGAAAGCGUUGCGGCGGCGUUCGUUGCGCGCUUUACGCUUUUUUUCGGCGAAAGUUUUUUUGCCGCGGCGGUUAAAGCCCGCCGGGGGGUUACCGGCAAAACGCUUGCGAAAGUUUUAAAAGGUUGCAAGCGCAAAAGGGCCCGAUAA